GUUCAGAUUAGGUUUUAUCAAUCAUAAUCUGAUGUUUGCGUCUGGUCUGGUCUGGUCUGGUCUCCUCUCCAUCAUCCGCGGACUGUAUGUCAAAUCUUACGCUGUGUCAGCAUCACUUUACCUCUGAAGUGGACUAACCUACUGUCCUGCGGACCCACGAGCUGGUGAGGAAGACGAUCAACCGCUGGAUCGAUGCUCCCUAAUCCUAGCCUUGCAUGCCAAAGCACUCACAACCCACUCCACUACUGUCUCCCCGCAAUCUCGAAUCGAACAAAUUCAGCGUUUCUUCUGACUCUUCUGGCACUUUGCCGCCUCCGUCUAUUUCUUCUCCCAAGAUCGAAUCUUGUUGUUAAUAUCUAUCUACCUACCGACGGUACUGUACAUCUCAACUACAGAAAAUUGCCUAAGGGUCUACGCAUCAUUGAAACACUGCUUCGCUUCAGUCAACUUACCCUACGAACCGAGGUACUUUUGUACAUACAUGUCGAACCACCGAACGGCACCCAGAUUUUCAACCGCCAUUUCUGUCAACUGAUCAGUGGAGCAGAAAAAAAAGCUGGGGCAGGAGUUCCAGUUCGGUGCAGGACGGUCCGGCGAUUGGUGUCUAUCACGUCCACUUCGACCCCAAAAAUCCACCACUUUGCUCCAGACUGCAGCUCUCAUUUGAUCUCCCGCACGCCUCUCUCUCUAUCUUCACGAUAUCGGCACAGGUACAGUACAGCAGCAGCAGCUCCUGGUCCAAUAUCUUAUUGCAAAGCCAAAGAAGCAGCAGCAGCAGCAGCAUCCGCGAUUCUGGCCGACGGAAUGCGCCCGGCGCUCUCAUUCGUCUUUAUGAUGUGACGAUCCUAUUUGCUCGAUACACCCCUCACUCUCCCGCCGCCAUCGACGUUUGGUUUUUCCUCUCGCGCUCGCCUGCUGGAGUCCGAACAUCAUGUCCGC
Messenger RNA from Mollisia scopiformis, 939 nucleotides. RefSeq lists its product as uncharacterized. Lineage: Eukaryota; Fungi; Ascomycota; Leotiomycetes; Helotiales; Mollisiaceae. The record is from RefSeq and is a predicted model, not a curated record. The transcript is spliced from 2 exons. The coding region runs from base 193 to 840 and encodes 215 amino acids.